Messenger RNA from Puma concolor (puma), 1671 nucleotides. RefSeq names its product carboxylesterase 2 (gene CES2). The record is from RefSeq and is a predicted model, not a curated record. Lineage: Eukaryota; Metazoa; Chordata; Mammalia; Carnivora; Felidae.
AUGCGACUGGACCUACUUCGCGGGUGUCUGAACGCCGUGGUCUGUGGACUCCUGCUUCUCGUCCUGGGCCAGGGCCAGGACUCUGCCAGCCCCAUCCGGACCACACACACGGGGCAGGUGCGGGGAAGCCUCAUCCACGUGAAAGGCACUGAUGUGGGGGUCCACACCUUCCUGGGAAUUCCCUUUGCUAAACCGCCUCUAGGACCACUGCGAUUUGCACCCCCUGAGCCCCCUGAAUCUUGGAGUGGUGUAAAGGACGGGACCUCCCACCCAGCUAUGUGUCUGCAGAACAUCACUAUCACAAAUGAGAUGUUUCUGAAACUGCUGAAUGCGACCUUGCCUUUCACCUCCAUGUCCGAAGACUGCCUGUACCUCAGCAUUUACACACCGGCCCACGCCAGGGAAGGCUCCAAUCUGCCCGUGUUGGUGUGGAUCCACGGUGGUGGGUUUACGGUCGGCAUGGCUUCCAUGUAUGAUGGCUCUGCACUGGCGGCCUUUGAGGACCUGGUGGUGGUCAUUAUUCAGUACCGCCUGGGUGUACUGGGCUUCUUCAGCACUGGAGACAAGCAUGCAACCGGCAACUGGGGCUACCUGGAUCAAGUGGCUGCGCUACGCUGGGUCCAGCAAAAUAUUGCCUAUUUUGGGGGAGACCCUGGCCGUGUCACCAUUUCUGGCGAGUCUGCAGGUGGCACAAGUGUGUCCUCACAUGUCGUGUCCCCCAUGUCCAAAGGACUCUUCCAUGGUGCCAUCAUGGAGAGUGGUGUGGCUCUAUUGCCCAGCCUCAUUGAUAGCUCAUCUGAUGCGGUCUCCACGAUGGUGGCAAACAUGUCUGCCUGUGGCCAGAUUGACUCAGAGGCACUGGUGGACUGCCUGAGGGGCAAGAGUGAAGAGGAGAUUCUGGCCAUUAAUAAGCCCUUCAGGAUCAUCCCUGGCAUGGUGGAUGGGACCUUCCUGCCCAGGCACUCCCACGAGCUGCUGGCCUCUGCCGACUUUCAACCUGUCCCCAGCAUCAUUGGUGUCAACAACGAUGAGUACGGUUGGCUCAUCCCCUCGGCCUUGGACAUCUCUGACACCCAGAAGGACAGAGAGACUGUGAAGGCUGUUCUGCGGAAUAUGUUGGCAAUGUUGGUGUUGCCUCCUCAGUCUGUUGACAUAUUGAUGGAGGAGUACUUAGGGGACAGUGCAGACCCACAGACCCUCCAGGUCCAGUUCCAUGAGAUGAUGGGGGACUAUAUCUUCGUGAUCCCUGCACUCCAAGUAGCCAGUUUUCAACGUGUGCAUGCCCCCGUCUACUUCUAUGAGUUCCAACAUCGGCCCAGCUUCUUCAAGGACACCAAGCCGCCCCACGUGAGGGCAGACCAUGGUGAUGAGAUGUUCUUUGUCUUCGGAACUGCCUUCUGGAAAGGCUAUGUUAAAGUCACUGAGGAGGAAGAGCUGUUGAGCAGGAAGAUAAUGAAGUACUGGGCUAACUUCGCUCGAAAUGGGAACCCCAACGGCAAGGGUCUGCCCCACUGGCCUGUGUUCGACCAGGAAGAGCAAUACUUACAGCUGAACUUGCAGCCUGCGGUGGGCCGAGCCCUGAAGGCCCACAGGCUCCAGUUCUGGACAAAGACCCUACCCCAGAAGAUACAGGAGCUAAAGGAGGCGGAGGAAAAUCACAAAGAGCUGUAA